Solanum dulcamara is the source of this 622-nucleotide messenger RNA. RefSeq lists its product as uncharacterized. The record is from RefSeq and is a predicted model, not a curated record. The transcript has 3 exons. Lineage: Eukaryota; Viridiplantae; Streptophyta; Magnoliopsida; Solanales; Solanaceae. Bases 71 to 313 code for a protein of 80 amino acids.
GAUCUAUUCUAUUCUACUAAUUUGGCUAAGUACUCAGCUUGUAUUAGAAAUUUUGACUAAGCAAACAGCCAUGAGACCUACUUCUAAAGCAUUUAUUCUGCUAGUUUUAUUUCUCAUCUUUGUGUCAUCAGGUACUGUUGAAGGCAGCUUGGGCAAUGGCGUUAACCGCAUUCACAAAUUUCAUAAGGUAUUAGAGAAGAUGAGAGAAGUACCAAGAAAGUUGAUGGCGGUGGAUGCAAUGUUAGAUUAUGACUAUGCAGGACCUAAUCCCAGGCAUGAUCCCACUAGAAAGAGAGGUGGCAAUCACCCUUGAACACUAUUACAUGUCACGUAAUAUGUAUAAAUAAAUUAUCAAGAAACCAGUAAGCUGGUUUUCUUAGAAUCCAGAACCCAUAAAUUCAAUAUCUUUUUUCCGCGCCUCCGAUGAGUCACUUCUCUAUUCAUAUAUAUAUAUAUAUAUAUAUAUAUAUAUAUAUAUAUGCUAUAUAGUAUUAAUGUCUAAUAAGAAUUGCAACAGUCCCUUGAGAUGUUGCUUGAAUUUUGGCUUGAGCCUCUCUGCUAUGUAAGCUAGAUAUAUGUUAGCACUAUUAUAUUAUGUUGUUUGAAUUUUGAAAUAGUGAAA